CUUAUUCCCCGAACACGACCUCCAAUAUAAUACUUCAACUGUCCACCUAAGCUUUAUCUAACUCUCCUUCUUCUCGUCGGUCUAUCCACCUACAUACACCCUCAUAGAUCUCCCCGAGUUCACCACGCCGGCGGAAGCCGCAACAAUUGCCCAGCAUGACGACUUUCCUCGAGAACGCCUACAGCUUGGUCCACCAGGACAAUACCGCAGAUGUCCCAUCCAUGUCGGAUCUGCGCAUGCAGCUGGAGAAGGGCACAGAUGAGACAAAGGUCGAUACUAUGAAGCGCGUCUUAACUGUCAUGUUGAACGGCGAUCCCAUGCCUCAGCUCCUUAUGCACAUCAUUCGAUUCGUUAUGCCUUCGAAAUAUAAGCCUUUGAAGAAGCUAUUAUACUUCUACUACGAGAUCUGCCCCAAGCUCGACUCCACCGGUAAACUAAAGCAGGAGAUGAUUCUUGUCUGCAAUGGCAUUAGAAAUGAUCUUCAACAUCCGAACGAGUACAUCAGGGGAAAUACGCUGCGAUUCCUUUGCAAGCUACGAGAACCAGAGCUGAUCGAGCCCCUACUAUCAUCGGCUCGUGCUUGUCUCGAGCAUCGCCACGCCUACGUCCGAAAGAAUGCCGUCUUCGCCAUCUCUUCCAUCUUCUUACAUUCGCCGUCCCUCAUUCCAGAUGCUUCCGAGCUGAUCGCCGCCUUCCUCGAGGGAGAAAGCGAUGCCACUUGCAAGCGCAACGCGUUUGCUGCUCUGGCUAGCAUUGACCACGAGAAGGCUUUAGUGUACUUAAGCUCCGUCUUCGAGGGGAUUCCAAACGCCGAGGAAUUACUACAGUUGGUCGAGCUCGAGUUCAUCCGAAAAGAUGCAGUUCAGAAUUCCCAGCACAAGGCCCGUUAUUUGAGACUCAUUUUCGAUCUACUUGAAGCCGGAGCUUCAACUGUCGUUUACGAAGCUGCUUCGUCCUUAACAGCGUUGACCAGCAACCCCGUUGCGGUAAAGGCGGCCGCGGCAAAGUUUAUCGAGCUUAGCAUUAAAGAGGCCGACAACAAUGUGAAACUUAUCGUUCUCGACCGAGUAGACCAACUGCGACAGAAGAAUGAGGGUGUGCUAGACGAUCUAGUGAUGGAGAUCCUACGUGCGCUAUCUAGUCCCGAUAUCGAUGUCCGACGAAAGGCCCUUUCUAUCGCGCUAGAGAUGGUGUCGAGCAAGAAUGUCGAAGAGGUUAUCUUACUGCUUAAGAAAGAGCUGUCUAAAACUGUCGAUCAGGAAUACGAGAAGAACGCCGAAUACCGACAACUCCUCAUUCACUCCAUUCACCAGUGUGCUAUCAAAUUCUCGGAAGUAGCAGCUAGCGUAGUUGAUUUACUCAUGGACUUCAUCGCCGACUUCAGCAAUACUUCCGCUGUCGACGUCAUCAGCUUCGUCAAGGAAGUAGUCGAGAAGUUCCCUAAGCUACGGCCCUCUAUCGUCUCGCGAUUGGUCGACACUCUCAGCGAGGUCAGAGCAGGCAAAGUCUACCGUGGAAUCAUCUGGAUCAUUGGCGAGUAUUCUCUGGAAGAAUCCGAUAUUCGAGAUGCGUGGAAGAGGAUACGUGCGAGUCUAGGAGAGAUACCUAUCCUCGCCUCCGAACAGCGACUAUUAGACAACGUCGACGGCGAUGAGGAGAAAGAAAAGGAGCAGGUCAAUGGUCACUCGAAGUCGACGGCGCCGUCAGGCUCAAGGAGGGUCCUGGCUGACGGUACGUACGCCACCGAGACAGCCCUUACCAGCGGCUCGGCUGCCGCCGCCAAACUAGAGGCUGUCAAAGCUGCUCAGAAGCCUCCACUACGACAGCUCAUUCUCGAGGGCGACUACUACUUGGCCGCCGUUCUUUCGGCGACUCUUACCAAGUUGGUCAUGCGUCAUUCCGAGAUCUCUUCGGACAAGGCCCGAACGAAUGCUCUAAAGGCCGAAGCUAUGUUGAUCAUGAUUUCCAUCAUACGUGUUGGUCAGUCGCAAUUCGUCAAGGCCCCCAUCGACGAGGAUUCUGUCGACAGGAUAAUGUCCUGUGUUCGGUCGUUGGCGGAGUUCUCCGACAGGAAGGAAUUGGAAACGGUAUUCCUCGACGAUACGCGGAAGGCUUUCCGUGCUAUGGUGCAGGUUGAAGAGAAGAAGCGGGCGGCAAAGGUUGCCUUCGAAAAGGCCAAGACCGCCGUCCAAGUCGAUGAUGUUGUUCAGAUUCGACAGCUAUCCAAGAAGAACGUGGCGGACGGUGCCGACGAGAUCGAGCUUGACCUCGAGAAAGCAACUGGUGGAGAGUCCGUAUCAGAGGACCUUUCGUCGAAAUUAAGCCGUGUCGUUCAGCUUACUGGUUUCUCCGACCCCGUAUACGCCGAGGCGUAUGUUAAAGUACAUCAGUUCGACAUCGUCCUGGAUGUUCUUUUGGUCAACCAAACCACCGAGACUCUCCAGAACUUGUCAGUCGAGUUCGCUACCCUCGGCGACCUCAAGGUUGUCGAACGACCUACUACGCAGAACCUUGGCCCGCACGACUUCCACAACGUGCAAUGUACGAUUAAGGUUUCAUCUACAGAUACCGGAGUUAUAUUUGGCAACGUAGUAUACGACGGAGCUCACAGCACAGACACCAACGUCGUUAUUCUUAACGAUCUACAUGUCGAUAUCAUGGACUAUAUCCAGCCGGCAACAUGUACAGAAACGCAGUUCCGCACCAUGUGGACGGAAUUCGAGUGGGAGAACAAGGUCAACAUCAACAGCAAGGCCAAGAGCCUCCGCGAAUUCCUGGAACAAUUGAUGGCCUGCACGAAUAUGAACUGCUUGACACCAGAAGCCAGCAUGAAGGGCGACUGUCAAUUCCUGAGCGCCAAUCUAUACGCCAAGAGUGUCUUUGGCGAGGAUGCUCUAGCAAAUCUGAGUAUCGAAAAGGAAGGCGAGGAUGGGCCAAUCACAGGUUUCGUCCGCAUAAGAAGCAGGUCACAAGGACUGGCGCUGAGUCUGGGAUCCCUUAAGGGUUUGAACAAGAUUGGUACAGCGGCUGCUUGAUGGGAGGGGAAUAUCUAGGAGUAUAUAAUUUUCAGCGCAGUCCAAUUCCCGUCU
Messenger RNA from Daldinia loculata, 3089 nucleotides. Its product is annotated as Coatomer, beta subunit. NCBI's taxonomy places the organism in Eukaryota, Fungi, Ascomycota, Sordariomycetes, Xylariales, Hypoxylaceae. Gene Ontology annotation, biological process: intra-Golgi vesicle-mediated transport; intracellular protein transport; endoplasmic reticulum to Golgi vesicle-mediated transport. The record is from RefSeq and is a predicted model, not a curated record. Bases 156 to 3035 code for a protein of 959 amino acids. Gene Ontology annotation, cellular component: cytoplasm; COPI vesicle coat. Gene Ontology annotation, molecular function: structural molecule activity. The transcript is spliced from 4 exons.